GAGAUUGGAAUCCGACUGCCGGGCUGGGCGAAGGAGGAGGGAGGAGGGAAGAGGGAGGAGGGCGGGCAGGAAGGCUCGGGCUCCGGCGCGUCGGUCCGCGCGAGACGAGGAUCGCACGGCCGCGCGAGGGGCGACCGGGCCGGGGCCGCUGCACGCCGAGGGCGGAGGCCGAGCCGGGCCCCCGCCGCGCCCCGGCGGCUCGCUGCCCCCACACCCGCUCCGCUCCGAGGGCUGGAGGAUGAGUUCCCCGGGGUCCGGAUUUAUGAAAAUAUGCAUCAGCUUAAUACUGUCUUGGAAUUCAUGAGAUGGAAGCAUAGGUCAAAGCUAUUUGGAGAGAAUUGGAAGUACAGUUUUAUAGCUACAUCUCUAAGGAGUGAGGAAAAAGCAAUAAGAGGUGGAGUCAUUGUCAAGUGGUUGUGGCCUUCUACAAGAAAUCUCAUUGAGUAAAGGCUUUUGCGUUAGCGAAAUAAUAGGACCGGUUAUUCAAGGUGACAGUAUAACAGAAAACAUUAAAAUUGAACAAUGACUCGACUAUAUAUUUACAUUAGAUUAUUGGGAACCUAUCUGUUCAUCAUUUCUCAUGUUCAAGGACAGAAUCUAGACAGUAUGCUCCAUGGCACUGGGAUGAAAUCAGACUCCGACCAGAAGAAGUCAGAAAAUGGAGUGACAUUAGCACCAGAGGAUACCUUGCCUUUUUUAAAGUGCUAUUGCUCAGGACACUGCCCAGAUGAUGCUAUUAAUAACACAUGCAUAACUAAUGGUCAUUGCUUUGCCAUCAUAGAAGAAGAUGAUCAGGGAGAAACCACAUUAGCUUCAGGAUGUAUGAAAUAUGAAGGAUCUGAUUUUCAGUGCAAGGAUUCACCAAAAGCCCAGCUUCGCCGUACAAUAGAAUGUUGUCGGACCAAUUUAUGUAACCAGUAUUUACAACCUACACUGCCCCCUGUUGUUAUAGGUCCAUUUUUUGAUGGCAGCAUUCGAUGGCUGGUUGUUCUCAUUUCCAUGGCUGUUUGCAUAAUUGCUAUGAUCAUCUUCUCCAGCUGCUUUUGUUACAAACAUUAUUGCAAGGGUAUCUCAAGCAGACGUCGUUACAAUCGCGAUUUGGAACAGGAUGAAGCAUUUAUUCCAGUGGGAGAAUCAUUAAAAGACCUUAUUGAUCAGUCACAGAGUUCUGGUAGUGGAUCUGGAUUACCAUUAUUGGUUCAGAGAACUAUUGCCAAACAGAUUCAGAUGGUUCGGCAAGUUGGUAAAGGCCGGUAUGGAGAAGUGUGGAUGGGUAAAUGGCGUGGUGAAAAAGUGGCAGUCAAAGUGUUUUUUACCACUGAAGAAGCUAGCUGGUUUCGAGAAACGGAAAUCUACCAAACUGUGCUAAUGCGCCAUGAAAAUAUACUUGGUUUUAUAGCAGCAGAUAUUAAAGGCACAGGUUCCUGGACUCAACUCUAUUUGAUUACUGAUUAUCAUGAAAAUGGAUCUCUCUAUGACUUCCUGAAAUGUGCUACACUAGACACCAGAGCCCUGCUCAAGUUGGCUUAUUCAGCUGCCUGUGGUCUGUGCCACCUCCACACAGAAAUUUAUGGUACCCAAGGAAAGCCUGCAAUUGCUCAUCGAGACCUAAAGAGCAAAAAUAUCCUCAUCAAGAAAAAUGGAAGUUGCUGCAUUGCUGACCUGGGCCUUGCUGUUAAAUUCAACAGUGAUACAAAUGAAGUUGAUGUACCCUUGAAUACCAGAGUGGGAACCAAACGUUAUAUGGCUCCAGAAGUGCUAGAUGAAAGUCUGAAUAAAAACCAUUUCCAGCCCUAUAUAAUGGCUGACAUCUAUAGCUUUGGCCUGAUCAUUUGGGAAAUGGCUCGUCGUUGUAUCACAGGAGGGAUAGUAGAGGAGUAUCAAUUGCCAUAUUACAACAUGGUACCCAGUGACCCAUCCUAUGAAGAUAUGCGUGAGGUUGUAUGUGUCAAACGUUUGCGGCCAAUUGUGUCUAACCGAUGGAACAGUGAUGAAUGUCUACGAGCAGUUUUGAAGCUGAUGUCAGAAUGCUGGGCCCACAAUCCAGCCUCCAGACUUACAGCAUUGAGAAUCAAGAAGACACUUGCGAAGAUGGUGGAAUCCCAAGAUGUAAAGAUUUGACAGUUAAACCAACCUGAGGAGAAAUUCUGGACUGCAAGAACUAUGUUCUCCCAAGAACAGGUGGAAUUAGCAUGGAAUAAGGAUGUUGACUUGGUUCUCAGACUCUUUCCUCACUACACCUUCACAGGCUGCUAACAUUAAACCUUUCAGUACUCUUGUAGACGACAAGCUGGAAACUUCUAAACACUUCAUUCUUCACAUGUGGACAGCUUUAUUUUAAAUGUGGUUUUUGAUGCCUUCUUUUUUUUAUUGGAUUUUUAUGAACUGCAUCAAAACUUCAGUCCUGAUGAAUAAGUCUCCAGUCAAACUCUGGGUACUGAAUUGCCUGUUCAUAAAAUGGUGCUUUCUGUGAAAGCCUUAGAAGCUAAAUGAGUUCAGCAGAGAUGGAGAAAUACACACUUUUGCCUUCUACCUGAGAAAAUUAAAUUUGUUUGUAUCCUACCUUUGUAAAACAGCCUAUAGAUUGUGAUCUCUUUGGAAUUCUGCUUAGUUCAUGAUAGUGCAUCAUGCUUUCCUGGAUGACGGUGUGUGUGUGUGUGCAUGUGCACACAUACACCAGUAUUCCUCUGCUGCCAUUUGAAUUAGAAGAAAAUAAUUUAUAAAUGCACAGGAAGAUGUUGGUGGCUGGUGUUUUUGUGCUUUAAAAAUGCAAUAUCUGACCAGGAUUCGCCAAUUUCAUAAAAGCCAUUUACCUUGCAAUUAAGGUAGCUUCCCGCCAACUAUAUCUUUUACCAUAUAAUUGCUAUGAAAGCCAAAAGAAGUUUAAAGUGUUUGUAAAUUUGGACUAUUUUCCUUCUACCACCAUCUUUUUUUUUUUUUUGGUAAUUAUUUUGUCAUGAGAAGCAUUCUAUCCAAAGUUGAAGCUUCUAAUGCCAUGAACCAUGCUUAUAAACACUUCUUAUUGAAGUGAAUUAUUGCAUUUGAUAGCAAUGUAAGUGCCUAUAAUCAUGUUCUGUAUUCUUUAUUCUCAGUAACUUUUAAAAGGGAAGUUAUUUAUAUUUUGUGUGUAAUGUGCUUUAUUUGCAAAACACCUGCUCUUUUACAACCAUAUUUUAUAUAUGUACAUACAUUUACACUACAGAAACCAGCUCACAUGUACCUCACAUCCUUAAAGGAAAAAAUGUUCUAAAGUACAACUUCAUUUGAGUUUUUUCAGAAUUAAUGUAUCCAGAGUAACAUUAAAUCCUGGACUUCAUUAACUUCAAGCAAAACUUCAUUAAGAUAAUGCCCAUCUGAGUUUUCCUUUAUAAAAGGAUGCUAUAAUUAGGAAUUUAUGUCAGAGCUAACAUAAGUUUAUCAAUGAUUCUUAAGUAUGUUUUUGACAUAGAUUUAAUCAUUUGAUAUAUUUGGUUUUACAGUUUAUAGUCCCAAAUUUGUGAAGACAAUGAAGAGUAAGGCAAAAACUGAGUAUUUAGUACCCUCAUCUACACUGUAUAGCUGUUAUUCAAUAAAAUGAUAGAUAUUUUAUAGA
Marmota flaviventris (yellow-bellied marmot) is the source of this 3592-nucleotide messenger RNA. RefSeq names its product bone morphogenetic protein receptor type 1A (gene Bmpr1a). Gene Ontology annotation, biological process: cellular response to growth factor stimulus; protein phosphorylation; cell surface receptor protein serine/threonine kinase signaling pathway. Gene Ontology annotation, molecular function: transmembrane receptor protein serine/threonine kinase activity; ATP binding. Lineage: Eukaryota; Metazoa; Chordata; Mammalia; Rodentia; Sciuridae. The record is from RefSeq and is a predicted model, not a curated record. Gene Ontology annotation, cellular component: signaling receptor complex; plasma membrane.